This is a messenger RNA of Scleropages formosus (Asian bonytongue), 2637 nucleotides long. Its product is annotated as ras-like protein family member 11A-like. Gene Ontology annotation, molecular function: GTPase activity; GTP binding. NCBI's taxonomy places the organism in Eukaryota, Metazoa, Chordata, Actinopteri, Osteoglossiformes, Osteoglossidae. The record is from RefSeq and is a predicted model, not a curated record. The transcript has 4 exons. Bases 718 to 1485 code for a protein of 255 amino acids.
UUCUUAAAUUUUCUUCUUAAUAUUUUAAUGUCAAGUUAACAUCAGUUACAUGAAUCGUGUAACUAGUGAUAUGAACACGUCCUGUAAUGAUGUCAAAGAUGUAAGGACGUCAGCAGGUGGACAUUACCCGUGUUAUUCGGGCAUUUUGUAAAAUCUUCAUCAUUUAUUUGAUGUUUUUUUAACACUGCCGAGUGUUAAAAGUGACGCAAUUCACGAGCAUGAGUAUGAUGAGUAUUCAUCAGUAGUAUUUCACAUUUCCCCCAGUGCAGUGGCGACGAGGGGGGUAACGACACGUGGGAGUCGGCGGGCUCUGCUCGCUCUGCCCGCUCGCCGGAUCAGCGGCGCGGGAGCGCGCAGCUCGUAGCUCGUACUCGCCGCCGUGAGUCCGCCGCAUGAGGCUCAGCCCCGCGCUCGCUCGCUCGCGUGCGUGCGUUGGUCGCGAUCAUGAGGGCUCGGAGCUCCGCGGAGAGACUCUAACAGGUUUCGUGUCCGAUCCCCGGCGGAGAGCCGAAGGUGGACUAGCGUGAGACAGUGUGGGGACUGUCCCACCCUGGGGACUGUCCGCUGGGGACGGAGCGCUGCCUGCGGCGCCUGCUGCUGGACACGGACUCACGGACGGACGGACGGACGGGCGGGCGGAGUGAGAGUGAGAGUGAGGAGAAGCUGCCGCCGCACACCUGAACUCUCGCUCUUCUUCUUGUCGACUGUUCGAGAACAAUGAGCGGCGCUUCUAGCAACUUUCUGCUCGUGCCGAUCCCGGAAUCAUCAUCAUCAUCAUCAUCAUUAUCAUCAUCAUGUCCCGCUGCGGACUGUGUGUCCAACAGAAACGUCAAGAUCGCGGUCCUGGGUGCGAGCGGCGUCGGGAAGACAGCUCUUGUGGUGAGGUUUCUGACCAAGAGGUUUAUCGGGGACUAUGAGCCGAACACAGGGGCUCUGUACUCAAGGGAAAUAAAUGUAGAUGGAGAGCAGAUAUCUUUGCAAGUUCAAGACACUCCUUGUGUUUCCCUCCAGCAGGUGGAUGCAGAGGGCCUGCACUGUCAAGAGCAGAUCAACCGCUCGAUCUACUGGGCGGACGGCUACCUGCUGGUGUUCUCCAUCACGGACCAGAGCAGCUAUCGUACCAUCCAACCCCUCUACCGGCACAUACGUCGCAUACACCCCAACAGCAACAUCCCAGUCAUCUUUGUGGGCAACAAGAGUGAUCUGCUGCGGGCGAGGCAGGUGGCAACAGAGGAGGGGGAGGCCUUGGCAGCAGAACUCGGGGGUACCUACUUUGAGGCGUCAGCCAGAGAAGACCGUGAGGGGGUGCACGUCGCAUUCCUGCACUUGUGCCACGAGGUGGGCCGGGCUUUUGGAGGGGGAAGCGGGGAGAAACGGUGGGCUGGCCUACACCUAGCAAGGCCCAAAUCACCAAACAUGCAGGAACUGAAGAGGAGGUUCAGGCAGGUGCUCUCCUCCAGAGGCAAGUCUAGUUCAGCCCUUUGACAUCACUACCAAAGAAGUUAUACAGACACUCGGAGACGUGUACAGAGACAUCAGAGACUCAGGAGCAAGUUUGUGACACCUUUCUGAGGAGCAUGUGGAGGAGCAGUUUCAGGGGCAACGUUUGUUGGAGAGAUGAACAACACUGUGGGCAACAAAACUUGACCAGAUGGACAUCGAUCAGUCUGAUGGAUUUCUUGAGGACAGCGGACCAUCAUCAUGGCUCUGCCUUAGAGCCCAUAAACGAAGGCCUCCUACACCGACCUGAGACAAAGAUGUAACCGAUGAGUCCCUUCGAAUAGUCAUAUGAACAUGCCGUUGGAGAUCUCUCUCGUCUCGAAGAAGAGCCGGGCUGGCAGAAGUUAAACUCAUUUUAAGCACCACCUUCACUUACCAGUUUUCACCAGUAUUUAAAAGUCAGGAACUGCGCAUCUCCGUCAUAUUUCAUAAUAUUUUAUACAUAGCUCUUUUUAAAGAAAAUUAACGUUAGAUUCAACACACAUAUUAGUCCAUUAGGUGGGCGAUAUUCCUAACAGUUGCGAGCAUGUUCACCUUGGGGCAGGAAGUGAAAACAGUGCUCAUGACAUCCAGUGAAAGGGUUAAACUCUCAGGCUUUAUAUGGAGAAAAGAAGCCAUCUCUCUGGCCCUCUUUUAACUGCUUUUACACUUCUUUAUUGUUGUUUUUUUUCAUUCCACAAAAGCAAGAAGAAAAAGUAUUUGACUUGUGACACUAAGUCUUUGAGUUGCGCUUCCUCCCCAGGGACGGCGCUUUCCUGAUAAAGACACGUCUUACAACAGUUGUCAUGUUGAGUUGCUCUUUCUUCCGCUGAAAGGGGUCAUCAGCUUUUGCUCCUCAGACAGGAAGCGUUCAGUAAGUGAAAUGUCAUUUCAGAAAGUUCGGCUUUCAGUUUUCCUAAAGGUGUGCUCAUGGCAUCGGUGCUGACGGAACACCGUUGUUUCUAGUCCCGUGGUCUAUGGAGGGAAAUGGAGUAAAAACACAGCCUUAGCUGUGGUACAGCUGUUUAUUCAAUCCCCGCUCUCCUCUUGGCUAAGACUCACUCGUCGGUGUGCUGGCUGAGCUUAAUAUUAAUUUCCAGCCAGAAUUGAUCACCAGCGAUCAGCGAAAGUUACACACCGAUAGUAGGGAGCACAAGU